CAGAAUCCCACCUGCUAUGGAAUUUUCGGGAAACAUGGGACAAAAUUGGGCCACAUGGAUUCAAAAAUUCGAAUUAUAUAUGUUAGCUGCCGUGGAUACGAAUGCUUCUGAAGAAAAAAAGGUGGCAAUAUUCCUGAAUUUAAUCGGAGAUGCAGGUUUGGAAAUUUUUAAUACCUUGAAGUUAAAAAUUUCUUCUGCAAAACUGGAGGAUGUAAAGGCGGCAUUCAAGAAGUAUUGCGAACCAAAGAAGAAUGUGGUGUUCGACCGUUUUAAAUUUUUGAGCUGCACUCAGAAGGAUGGCCAGUCAAUAACGAGUUUCAUUACGGAAAUAAAAACUCUGGUGAAAAACUGCGAGUACACCAAUGAAGAUGAGAUGGUCAGGGACAAGAUCAUAAUGGGAAUGAAGGACGAUAACCUGCGAGAGAAGCUGCUGCAGAAUGAGAGCUUGUCACUGAAGAAAACUGAGGAAAUUUGCAACAUCAUGGAGAUUAGCCGGCAGCAAGCAAGUGUGAUCACUGGUAAUCAGCCAAAGCCGGAUUAUGCCGUUGAUGCUGUUACUCAGAAGAGAUUAAAUAAUUGGAUACUGGAGCAGAGUGUAAUGUACUUCCCACGAAGGUCUACUGUACAAAAAUUGGCUCACUGGAUGGAAUUGCCCCUGCUAACGUUAACUUGAUGGCAUUUGGAAGAAAAAUGGUGCAAGUAAGAGGAUUGGUAAGGUUGAGUUGUAUCAUUAGAGACAGAAAAUCAGAUUUAUCUUUUUAUAUUGUUGAUGGUGCAGAUAAACCAAUAUUGGGUUUGAAGGCUUGCUUAGAUUUUAACUUGAUUAAGCAUAUAAGUUCAUUA
Molecule: messenger RNA, 843 nt
Organism: Coccinella septempunctata (seven-spotted ladybird)
Lineage: Eukaryota; Metazoa; Arthropoda; Insecta; Coleoptera; Coccinellidae
Exons: 2
Coding region: 17-673 (218 amino acids)
Source: RefSeq, a predicted model, not a curated record